AUGUCUACCCUUGCGGAUGAACUCCUUCAGGACUUCGAAGACUCGGGUUCGGAUGCCGAGGAUGUUCCCCAUGAUGAUUCUCGUGAGCUUGCCGGUGCGAAUGGGGAAUCCGAACCCCACGACAAAGCAUUCAUGGACAUGGAUGUAGACGGACAGGAUGGCCCCGAGGAGGAACAGGAGAAUGGCUCGGGACACACCGUGGCGUUCGUUGAAGACGCCCAAACCGCGAAAGAAAAGGUCGAGAAAAUGCAAUUCGGAGCUGUCAACGAUGUUCGCAGCGUGGCUAGCCUCAUGCAAAGCCUAGAGCCGGUUCUAGAAAAAAUAGCAAAGUUUCAGUCACAAUCUGCCGAAGCGCAUAUCGUCGGAAACAUCGAGGACCAUCCCGAGUAUCACCUCUUGACACAAUCCAACAGUAUGUCGACGCUCAUAGACAGCGAAGUCAUGCUAGUACACAAGUUCAUCCGCGAUCACUACUCGAUUCGUUUCCCAGAGCUAGAAACUCUGAUUACCAAUCCUUUGGAAUAUGCGAAGGUCGUCGCGAUAUUGGGAAACGGUCCUUUCGAUUCGGAAAGUAUCAAGGCCCUUCAACACUCGACUGAUAACCCCUUGAAGUCUACGCUGCGGUCUGUUCUCGACGGUCCGUCUCUCAUGAUCGUCACCGUGGAAGCGACGACAUCAAAGGGUCGCGCCAUGACCCCGGAAGAGUUGGCUAGAGUCUUGCGCGCAUGCGAGAUGAUCAUCUCACUUGAUAAGGCAAAGAAGACAUUAACCGAAUACGUCCAGUCGCGGAUGAACAUUUUCGCGCCAAACUUGACUUGUUUGAUUGGGUCUCUUACCGCCGCCCAACUCCUCAACGCCGCUGGUGGUUUAACAGCACUUUCGAAAACGCCUGCCUGCAACAUUGCCGCAUGGGGCUCGAAAAAGGGUACCCGUGCUGGCGGUUUGGCGACAAAUAUCGGCAUCAGGCAGCAGGGGUUUCUCUACCAUUCGCCAUUGAUUCAGGGCAUUCCCAACGAUCUAAAGAGACAGGCAAUGAGGAUUGUAUCGGCCAAACUGGUGCUGGCCGCCCGAGUGGAUCGCACCCAUUCCAGCCCCGAUGGCUCCACGGGCGACGAGCUGAAAGCAUCUUGCCUCGAGCGCUUGGAGAAGUUGACCGAGCCGCCUCCGAAUAAGGGUGCCCGCGCCCUGCCUGUUCCAGACGAUAAGCCAUCACGCAAGCGGGGUGGCCGGAGAGCGAGGAAGGCAAAAGAAGCCACCGCCAUGACCGAGCUUCGCAAGGCACAGAAUCGGAUGGCCUUUGGGAAGGAGGAGAAGGAAGUCGGUUACGGCACCGGCGAUGGUACCGUAGGCCUGGGCAUGAUCGGUCAGGCGAACGACGGCAGGAUUCGCAACCUGCAGGUGGACCAGCGUACAAGGGCCAAGCUGAGCGCCAAAAACAAGGGAUGGGGUGGGGCAACCUCCUUGAGCGGUGCUGCCUCAUCGCUUCGUGGUGUCGGAUCAUCCCACGCCGGCAGCAUCGAUUUGCGAGGCAAGGGCUUACGAACAUCCGGCGUGGGGACCUCCAUAGGCAACGCCGGUGCCGGUACAGCAUCGUCUUUGGCUUUCACGCCGGUUCAGGGCUUGGAGCUGGUAGACCCGAAGAUGCAGGCUGAACUCAAUCGCAAGAGGAAAGCCGAAGAGGAUCGGUGGUUCAAAGGAGGGACUUUCACGCAGGUGGCAUCUACGGGCAACGAUGGCUUCAAAAAACCCGAUCUCCCCCCUAACAAGAGGCUCGAUACAGGCCAGGGAAAGAUGGGUCCUCCGCCCCCGCGGAAGACAUGA
Molecule: messenger RNA, 1821 nt
Organism: Sodiomyces alkalinus F11
Lineage: Eukaryota; Fungi; Ascomycota; Sordariomycetes; Glomerellales; Plectosphaerellaceae
Product: Nop domain-containing protein
Exons: 2
Coding region: 1-1821 (606 amino acids)
Biological process (GO): spliceosomal tri-snRNP complex assembly; mRNA splicing, via spliceosome
Cellular component (GO): precatalytic spliceosome; U4 snRNP; U4/U6 x U5 tri-snRNP complex
Source: RefSeq, a predicted model, not a curated record